Gallus gallus (chicken) is the source of this 604-nucleotide messenger RNA. RefSeq names its product avian beta-defensin 5 (gene AvBD5). Lineage: Eukaryota; Metazoa; Chordata; Aves; Galliformes; Phasianidae. Gene Ontology annotation, biological process: defense response to bacterium; cell chemotaxis. The record is from RefSeq and is marked provisional. Gene Ontology annotation, molecular function: chemoattractant activity; CCR6 chemokine receptor binding. Gene Ontology annotation, cellular component: extracellular region.
CAGGAUGACACAAGAGCCGGGGCUGAAGGCCUAGGGGGAAAGCCAUUCCGUGUCAUCUCUGACAGUGGAAGAAACAGGAAAAGGUGCUUUGGGAACAAUCGGUGGUGUCAGGGAUACUGCCUGCGUGGCAGGAGGACGCCAGCUGGGAUCAAACUGCUGCUGCCAGCAAGAAAGGAACCUGCCCUGUUUUUUCUUCUCCCCACAGCUGUGACCCUCCGGGCAUCUCCCAGCCAUGCAGAUCCUGCCUCUCCUCUUUGCUGUCCUCCUCCUGAUGCUCCGGGCAGAACCAGGGCUGUCCCUUGCUCGAGGAUUACCCCAGGACUGUGAGCGCCGUGGGGGCUUCUGCUCCCACAAGUCAUGUCCUCCAGGGAUCGGCCGCAUUGGCCUCUGCUCCAAGGAAGACUUCUGCUGUCGGAGCCGAUGGUAUUCCUGAUGGCCUCUGAUGUCCCUUCACGUUCAUCUCCAUGCAGAGCAUCAAAGCCACCACCUACCUUUGCAGUGCACCAGAGGCAACAAUCACCACUGGGAGCGGUGGUGACCCUGGACAACCAGACCUCAGCCCUGUGAGAACCCCUCUGUCCCCAAUACAAGGUGGCAGCUUGCA